UCUUCGGUCUGGGCCUCCGGCACCCAGAGGCCGCGCGCGGGUGCGGUAUGGAGGCAAAGGUGACUUCCACGCCAGCCACAGGCGACUCGUGCAUGGUGUCAGCAGAGGAGAUCGAAAAGUGGAUGGAGGAGGCGAUGCAGAUGGCCAAACAAGCCCUCGAAAAUACUGAAGUUCCUGUUGGCUGCCUUAUGGUCUACAACAAUGAAGUUGUGGGGAAGGGAAGAAACGAAGUUAAUGAAACCAAAAAUGCUACUCGACAUGCAGAGAUGGUGGCCAUUGAUCAGGUCCUGGAUUGGUGUCAUCAGAAUGGCCAGAGUCCUUCUGCCGUGUUUGAACACACUGUGCUGUAUGUCACUGUGGAGCCAUGCAUUAUGUGUGCGGCUGCUCUCCGCCUGAUGAAAAUCCCAUUGGUCGUCUAUGGCUGUCAGAAUGAACGAUUUGGUGGCUGUGGCUCUGUCCUAAACAUUGCCUCUGCAGACUUACCAAAUACUGGGAAGCCCUUUCAGUGCAUUCCUGGGUAUCGGGCUGAGGAAGCAGUACAGCUGUUGAAGAACUUCUACAAACAAGAAAAUCCAAAUGCACCAAAAUCAAAAGUUCGGAAAAAGGAAUGUCAGAGAUCAUGAACUCAUUCUGAGAAAGACUAAUGCCACACAGUGACCUGGACAAAAUUCCUGGCCUGAAAGCUGUUGACAUUGAUGAAUCAUAUGUUUAUAUGUUGUUUCUCUGUGGGAAAAUGGUGCCUCUCAUCAUUUGCUCUGUUAAGGGAACAAAUUAGCACUUUUUAAAAGUCUGACAAUUGUAAACAACUAUUAGCUUUUCCACAAGCUGAAAGAACAUUUUAAGAAGGGGGAAAAAUGAAGGUUUGAGGUUUUAGAAAUUAGCAAGCAGUGCAUGCCCCUCAGCCACAGCAUGGUGCCCAGUCCAGGAAAGGGCUGGCUUUUCAGAGAAUGUGCACCCAGCCCCAGUUACCUGCUUGUGUCUGAGCUAGCAUGUGCCAGCUAGGACAUGUUCUCCAGUACUGGCCUUCAGAGUGGGAUCCCUUCCCAGGGCAUUGGGGCCUGGCUUCAUUUUAAAUUGUGUAUGAGUUAUGUAGAUAUGACCUUGAUUAUAUAGUUAUGGUACAGAUUUUUUUAUAAAGCAUUUAAAGAAAAUGCAUACUUAAGUAUUUGAGGUUCGUUUUAAAGUUAUAGCACAUUGCUAUAAUAAAACCUUACUUAUGUCUUCUUUGAAGAGGAAUAGUCUUAAAAAUAAAGAAUAAAAGCAGAAAUGAGACAAUUCCUUGUUAUCGAGCAACCGUUUUGUGUCAGGGUCCUGGAACAAAACAAAGAAUCCUGCCUUCAAAGGGAGACAGAUCAUAAAUAUAGUCAAUCACAUGGUUUACUGAAGGGUGACAAGAAUUAUAGCAAAAAAAAAAAAAAAAAGGUAGUGGUAACACUAGGUAAAGGUGUACCAUUUGGUGGUAGGAAUGCUAGUUGCAGAAUUAGUGGAAAGAUAAACUUAAUCUAAAAAUCAAAGUUAUUUCUGUUUAAAAAUACAUAUAAUAAAAUUUAAAUUUAAGAUCUAAAAUUCUAAACUGUGAACUCCACACAGCGAAAAGUACCCACAGCAAAAGCCCCAGGCGUUGAUCUCACCGACUGGAGUGAGGGUCACCGAUGGCAAGUGCCACUUUGCAGAGCCUGUCUGGGCGCAAUGUGCGCCUCUGGCCAGAAGGGGGCCUCGCCGUUCCAGCAGAAGCCCAGCACCAGGCCCCGGGUGGCAGUGCCUUUUUAGUGCAUUUCUUCAGUGGAUUCAUUUCCUUGAUGCAAAGCAUCUGUAUUUGUUGGUUCUGCCAUUUGAGUGAUGUCUCUGACUUGUUUGUUUUGAAUUACAUUACAGGCUGGAAUGUAAUUGUGGUGGAAGUAUUUUUAUAUCACUGAGAGUAGCAGCUAAUCACAGUUACAUGCUUCAGAGGAUUUAUAAUUGCUUGGUUUUGUGCAUCUGUGUUCUUACUGCAUUUGGGAAAUUUUAUGGAGAAGAAUAUGCAUGAUUUGAAAUCUAGAAUAAUGUUACAGACACCUUCUCUUCAAUUUUACCUAUUUUUAAAAUUGUCUUCUCAUUAAAUUUUAGUGCCUUGA
Sciurus carolinensis (gray squirrel) is the source of this 2114-nucleotide messenger RNA. It is a transcript of the gene Adat2, whose product is annotated as adenosine deaminase tRNA specific 2. Gene Ontology annotation, molecular function: zinc ion binding; tRNA-specific adenosine-34 deaminase activity. The record is from RefSeq and is a predicted model, not a curated record. The coding region runs from base 48 to 623 and encodes 191 amino acids. Gene Ontology annotation, cellular component: nucleus; cytoplasm. Lineage: Eukaryota; Metazoa; Chordata; Mammalia; Rodentia; Sciuridae. Gene Ontology annotation, biological process: tRNA wobble adenosine to inosine editing. The transcript is spliced from 6 exons.